Mesitornis unicolor (brown roatelo) is the source of this 7921-nucleotide messenger RNA. RefSeq lists its product as uncharacterized. Gene Ontology annotation, molecular function: protein kinase activity; ATP binding. NCBI's taxonomy places the organism in Eukaryota, Metazoa, Chordata, Aves, Mesitornithiformes, Mesitornithidae. Gene Ontology annotation, biological process: protein phosphorylation. The annotation marks the transcript as partial. The record is from RefSeq and is a predicted model, not a curated record. The transcript is spliced from 26 exons.
AAGCGAGACACAAAGACAGACACCUACAGUUACAUCUUCAAGAACAUCAUGAAGCUGAACAACAUAGAUGUGAAUGACCUUGUGGAAGGGGAUGACCGGGCCUUUGAGAUCUGGCACGAACGGGAAGAUUUGGUCCGCAAGUACCUCCUUCAGGCACGCACAGUGAACAUCAAGAACUCCUGGGUGAAGGAGAUCUGUGGCAUACAGCAGCGGAUCAGUGAGCCCAUCUGGAUACCUCCAGACUUCGAGGAAGAACUGGCGGACUGCACAGCUGAGCUGGGAGAGACGGUCAAGCUGGCUUGCAAGGUUACAGGAGCUCCCAGGCCAUCUAUCAGCUGGUACAAAGAUGGAAAGCCUGUGGAGGUGGAUCCCCAUCACAUUAUAAUAGAAGAUCCCGAUGGUUCCUGCACAUUGAUCUUGGACAACUUAACAGGUGUUGACUCAGGACAGUACAUGUGCUUUGCUUCCAGUCCUGCUGGAAAUGCCAGUACCUUAGGAAAGAUCCUCGUUCAAGUGCCCCCGCGGUUUGUGAACAAGGUUAGAAAUGCUUAUUUUGUGGAGGGCGAAGAUGCUCAGUUUACCUGCACUAUCGAAGGAGCACCUAGGCCUCAAAUCAGAUGGUACAAAGACGGUGUACUGCUGAAGGACACAAGUAAAUACCAGACGUUCAGUGAACCACGGAGUGGUAUAAUAGUCCUGGUGGUCAAGAACCCUUCCAAUGAAGAUAUGGGACACUAUGAAUGUGAGCUGGUGAACAGAUUAGGGUCUGCAAAAAGUGGAGCAGAACUUUACCACCAUAGUGCUGCAGCCCUGACCCAGGAGAGGAGAGGAGACCAAGCCAUUACCAUAGAAGGCCAUUCGCCUUCCCGCUCCCCAAGAGCAGAGCCAACUCCGGAGCCGGUUUAUGUCUCAAAGAUCAGGCAGCCUGUCCAGAGGCAUGAGCAGGAGGCAACAUUGAAGUCUGCUGUGCCCGUGCUUUUUGUCACAGAACCAGAGGACAGGCAAGGAGCAGCAGCCAGAGAUGUCAUCACAGAGACCAAAGUGGAAGAGAAAAAGCCCAAAUGGGUUGAAGUGGAAGAAAUAAUUGAAUUCAAAGUGAAAAAAUCUCCAAAGCCUGCAAAGAAAAGAGGCUCUUCCCCAGCAAAACAAGAGAAAGAUGACUCAGGGGUAUUAACAUUCACUUUUCCCAGCCCGAGGCCUAGGCGUUCCCCAGAAGAUGAUCCAAACACCAACAACUCCAACAACAAAUUGGUGGAACAGUCAAAAUCUUUGCCUAAUGAUAGUCCCUCUGAAGCUGAUAUCCAGCCUCUGGUGUACUCCGAGCAGGAAGGACCUCAAGUCAGCAGUGAAGACAGAAGCUUCCCAUGUGGAUCUGAACAACUAGGAAAUAAUUCAUUUAUGGAUUAUGGACCUGAAGGAAAGAGCUUCCCACAGGAAACGAGUGCUCACUAUGAGUCAGACACCGCUUCCCCACUGCUUGCCUGUGGGGGUGACCCUUUGGUCUUCAGUUUUGAGCCAGCUGCUGCAGACCAGCACCAACUUCUGUUCUCAACAGCGAGUCCAGAGGUGACAGAGGCAGCAGAUGAAUUGGAUGUAUCUUGGCCUAUUGAAGAGGGGAUACCUGAAGUAAUGCAAGAUGUCCUUCCAGAAGAGGAUAAUGUCAUUAUAGUUGAUGAACCGGAAGAACUACAGACAGAUGACAUUAGCACCCGGGACCGCAAAAUCUUAACCCACAAUGGCAAAGUAUUGACUUUAGAGGAUCUUGAAGAUUAUGUUCCUGAAGAAGGUGAGACCUACAGAUGUGAUGAUCACAGUCGUAUGGCAGACAAACCCUGUGAGAUCUCCGUGCUCCAGACAGAGAUUAACGAGCCAAUGAUUGGGAAGCCGGUGCUGCUGAACCUGGGGAGACCUGUGGUUUCUGAGCCCAGACAAAGGUUUUUCAGCCAGUUUGAGGAGCACGUUCCCGGGGGUGUGUUCGUCUCAGCAUCCAGAGUAACCGGUGUGCAGUCUGUAGGUCCCUCAAACAUCUCUUUCCAUGUGAGCGAUACCUGCGUAGCAGUGACACCUGGAGUGCAUGCAGCAACAGCAGCAGCUUCUCCUGGUCCCUCCUUCACAGUGAAACCAUCUUUCUGCACCGAAGUCCAGCUCUCGGCAGACAACGGACAGUCAAGCUUUAAAACUGAAGUUUCCACGAGAACCCUCAGCUAUGGGACUGUUGGAAUGACUUCCUCACAGUCAGACAUGGAGACUUCUGUCCAGGCCUCGCUUCAACGAGCUGAUAAGGAAAUCAAGACAGCUCUAAAGAAACUUGUGGACUCAGCAUCCAUGCUGGUGACUCUUCCAUCAGGAGUACGAGGAGGAGAUGGUGGCCUUGGCCUUCCUGGCUCUGUUCCUUCAGGUCACUCAGAAACAGCAGCCGGGCCCUCUGCACUAGUUCACGAAGCCAGUACCCAAACCCAAACUGCUGGAGGUCAUGGCAAAGCACAAAGGCAAAUACCAGCUGAAGAACCGAGUGUGCCAAAGCCCAGCCCUGGUCUUUUCCAUGAAGAGGUGGCUGCUGGAGAUGAAAGCACUCGGGAGCGCACUGUGCCUAUUACCAGAACAUCACCAGCCGCGGGGGCAGGAGAUUGGUACAGAAGAGAAGGAGAUGUGGUCUGGGAUGUACGCAGUGAAGUUUAUAUUGAGACCACAGAAAGGACACGUGUGUAUAAGACUGAGGAGAAGACCCCAACAAGUCCUCCCUACAUGCAAGUGACAAUAGAGGAUGUGCAGGUGAAAUCCGGAGAGCGCGCCAAAUUUCAGGCGGUCAUUGAAGGAACCCCUCAACCUACAGUUUUGUGGUUUAAGGGGACGUCAUUGCUGACAGACAGCAGCAGGGUCCACCAAGGAAAGGAAGGAACAACGUAUUUCUUAAUCGUGGACAACGCUGUCUCAGAAGAUGGUGGUGUUUAUACCUGUGUUGCCAAAAAUACAGGAGGGGAGGUUUUGUGCAAGGCAGAGCUUAUUGUAUACGAAGGUAAAAAAGACCAAGCUGCAAAAAAAGUGGCCACCAGAAGAAAGCUCCAUUCCCUGUAUGAGGUGAAGCAGGAGAUUGGAAGGGGCUGCUUCAGCUUUGUGAAACGUGUUGUGCAUAAAGGGAACAGAGUGUCUUGUGCUGCCAAAUUCAUACCAUUACGAAGCAAAACGAAGGCUCGAGCGCAUCAGGAGAGGGAUAUUCUCGCCUCUCUGUCCCAUGACAGAAUUACCAGGCUCCUGGAUCAGUUUGAGACACGGAAAACACUGAUUUUGAUUCUGGAGUUAUGCUCCAGCGAAGAGCUCCUCGACCGUUUAUUCAAGAAGAGUGUUGUCACUGAAGCAGAGGUCAAAUUGUAUAUCAAGCAAAUUUUGGAGGGAAUCAAAUAUCUUCACGACAACAACGUCCUCCAUUUGGACAUUAAGCCGCUGAAUAUCCUCAUGGUUUAUCCUGAAAGGGAAGACCUUAAGCUCUGCGACUUCGGAUUUGCGCAGAAGAUCAAGACCUUUGAACCUCAGUUCAGCAAAUACGGGUCUCCCGAGUUCGUUGCCCCAGAAAUCGUUUGUCAGUCACCAGUGUCAAAAGCAACCGAUAUCUGGGCUGUGGGAGUCAUCACCUAUUUAAGCUUGACGUGCAAGUCUCCAUUUGCUGGGGAGAACGAUCGAGGAACCCUCCUAAAUAUCCAGAAUGGGGAAAUUUCAUGGACCAUUCCUGAUUUUGUUCACUUGAGUGAGGAGGCGAAGGACUUUAUCAAAGGGAUCCUACAGCAGGACCCCAAAGCCAGGCCUAGUGCUUUGGACUGUCUUUCCCACAGGUGGUUCAUGCAUAAUCUCCCCCUGGAAGCAGCUCACUUCAUUAAUACCAAGCAGCUCAAAUUCAUUGUGGCUCGGAGCAAGUGGCAGCGGUCUCUGAUGUGCUAUAAAUCCAUACUGGUAAUGCGGUCCAUCCCAGAAAUCCUGGAAAGGACUCACGACAACACCUCCCUGGCCAUCUCCAGACAUCUUAUUGAAGAAAGCACUUCAUCCAGCACCAGCGGCUCCUCUUCAGACAACGAGAACUCGCAUUUCCCCAAGAAGAGGCACUUUGGCUCUACACCCGAACUGCACUUGUCCAUAUUUGAUGCACCAAGCCAUCAGGAGCCUCCAAAACAUGCAAGUGAAGAGAAGCACUCCAAAAUUCCUCCAGUAAAACCCAUGAGGAGGAAGUAUGCUUCAGUGAAAGCUGAGGAGGGGGACAAAUCACCUACAGAAAGCAAAGAGCUCAUGGCGAGUAUCUUAAAAGAGGAGGAGCUCCAUCCCAGUCUUCGAGAUGAAAGAGCAGAGCAGUCCCAAAGAAGCAGUGCAGCUGAACCUUCAUCGGCGAAGGCUUCCACAUCGCAUCUACAACAGAAAGAAAAAGCAGAUGUAUUAUUACCUGAUAAGGACAAAAUUGAAACGGCUGGGGAUGGGACAGAAAAGCCGCCUGUCUGUGUUCCUCGACAGAGCGUCAUUAAAAGCACUUUCUACAGCCAAGCAGCUGAGCUACCUGCAAGGGGGCCUUCCUCACCGGGCAGGGAGUUCAGAAGACACCUGGACAGAGCCAGAAGGACUUUCCGGAAAGCUGGAUAUUCAAAGGUGCCCCUCAGUGGUCUCCGUGAACCCCUUCUAGAGCAGUUUGAGCUGGAAGAAGAAGAAGAAAAGUCUGAUGAUGGAGAUGACCGCAGGGAAAGUCUGCUUGGUUCCUUGACCAAAUCAGCUUCAUUUGAUACUGCAAGGAAACCACCACAUCCUGCCAUCGCUGGUGCCAGCCGAAGCCGUUCCCUGGAUGACUACAGGCUGAGAGCCUCCAGAUCAGUGAGGGAACAAGAUAUUUUGGAAGAAGACUGCGAUAUAAUGCCACAGGAAAGUUGCCCUGAAGGGAGCGACCACUGCGACAUCUCUGCAGAGCCUGGCAAGAGAAGUUCUGUAGACACUUCAAAGAGAGAGGACUUUAGGAAAGCCAGCAAGGAUUGCUCAGCAGAGCAGCCCUCUCCUUCCACACAAUGUGAGGGUAAUGGGUGCCCGGCUGUUUCUGUGCAACAGCUAGAGAGACUUCCAGUGUCACCUCACAGGAAGCAUUUACUGAAGAAGUCAAAAGCUAUGUACAUGGAGGAGGACGUUGAAGAUCUGGGAAGCAAAAGCCCCAUUUUAAGUGCCCAGUGCUCAGACAUAACUGCAUCAUCAGCUCAAAAACAUGAAAGCCUGGAGGCUAAAUCUCCCCCUGGAACUGUUUUUCAGGAGGGCAAACAGUCCAUCUCAACCCCCAUGCAGUUAGAGACCACCUCCAAACCAGCCCCUACAAGUAAGGAAGGUGUGUAUCUGCCCCAGGAAUCUGCUCAUAGCACCGAUAUCCAUCCAGAUAUAAAAGGCGGAAGUUUCCUUAUCAAAAGGUCAGCCCCACUUCCACCUUGGAAAGACAAAAGGCAGAAACAAUCACACGAGGAACCUUCUGCUUAUAGUGCUGCCAAAUCUGAUUUCACGGAGAAUGAAAGGUCUGUGGGUUUAACAUCUCCACAGACAGAAACCGAUUCAUUUCCAGUACGUAAAGACAAAAGUCAGGAGCUUCCUGAUCAAAGAGUCCCAGCAACCACUGCCUUGGAGGGCAAAAGGCCAGGUACCCUAAGUGCUCUGCAAGCAGCUGAUGAAGGUGCUCAUCAGAAGCUGAAGACCUAUAAAGAGGUGAGAUCUGCUGUCCUGGAGGACGAAGGACCAGGUAUUGCAGAAACAACUGCACUGCCAGCCAGUGAUGGUGAAAGCCAAGUGCACAAGAGGGCUCCUGUUCAUGUAGACACAGCGUCAGCCAUACUGCAGGGAGAGCGUCCCGCUGUUCUGAAAGUCCCACCACCAAAAUCAAUGUCGACUUCAGACUCCAGCAGAGCACAGCAGGCUGAGAGGGGAUGGCUGGCUCAUAGCAAGGAGAGGAUUGCUCCUCUGAGGAGUGAAGGUUCAGCUACCACAGAGAUUGUUCCCAGUUUGGACCAUGACUUUGAAAUUGAGGGAGCUGAACCCCAGAAGGCUUCUGAAGGCAGUGUCACGGUACCUGCUGCUCUGGGGAGCAGACACCCAGCUAGAACUGUGUCCUCCCAAAAGACUGGCCUGCCUUUGGUCUGUGUGAGUGAAAAGCAAGAACAUCCAAAGGCAUCACUUCACAGGGAGGUGAGAUCUGUGGUGACAGCGAGUGGUAGCCCAGCAGCUGGGCACUCUGCAACUGCUCCUUUCCCCAAGGCUGGACAUCAGGCGUUGGAGCAACACAAGGCUGCCUGUCCCAGUGGCAGAGUUUCUGCUCCAGAUGUCUUAAGUGCUUCACAACCAGAUGUUGCUCCAGCGUCAGUCUAUGAGAUAGAAUAUGAUGAACAUCCAGAGGUUUAUGGUGAAGGUAGAGGCAUUACCUUAGAAAGUGGAAGUUGUGAUGCUGGAAGAACUGUCCCACCAUCGCUCCUCAGGGAUCAAAGGCAGGAGCUCUCACAUCACAGGUCUUCUUUCUACAGUGAUGAGGAGUCAGCUGUGCUGGAGGGCUUAGUGGAUGAGAUGGUUUCUCUCUCUGAAGAGAUGAAUGUUUGGGCAGAGUCAGUUUCUGGUGAGGAGGAAUGCAGAAAGAGAGUCUCUCCUCUCACAGAGAUGUCCUACAAAGGCCCAGGUAGCCAAGCCACGGACACCUCCUUCCAUUCUGUCCAAGGGAGUGAAAGAGAAGUCUCUGAGCUGGAUUACCUUGCAGGACCCUACCCUGCCAUAAAUGAGGAAGCAGUGGUACUGGAAGGGCAGGGAGCACAGACAGUUCCUUGUGAAUGUGAGGAUCUCGAGGACUUGGCAUUUGAGACUGCCCCUUCUAGCCAAGCAAGCUUUUCCUCAACAGAUAGCUUGGACACUGGAAAAAGACCCAGCCAGGUGUCAGUGAGCAAGGACACCGGUAAACACCCGGAAGUUUCUUUAGUGAAAAUCAAAGACUUGUCAGAUGAAACACCCAGUCUUGGCACCGGGCCCCAAAAAUUUGACAUAUCAGAGGUAGAGCCCGCCUAUCUGAAUUUCUCUGACUUGUAUGACAUUGUCUAUUUUCCAUUUGAAUUUCUGAACUACAGGAAGCCACAACCCAAACCGACUGGUAGGCGGUUUAUACCUUUUGGUGAAAGGGCAAGGUCACCUCCUGCAGGACAUUUGCAUAAGGAUAAAAGACUGUGCAUCAGGGAGGAGGCAGAGGACAAGAACAGGAAGAACCAUUUGCAAAUAUCUGAGAAUUCAAAAGCAACAAACUUAUUAGCCAUGGGGAAGGGGUCUGAGGGUCAUAAAGAAAUGUAUGGCCCCCAAAAGGACUCAAGUGGUAAGCAGAAAAGCUCCUUCUACAACAAGACAGGACUCUUCAAGCCAUAUGCAAGGUCUCAUUCAGUGGAGCACUCAGUGGAGCAGAGUCUGAAGAAGAAAGUAAAAGCUUCUGUUGCCCAUAUUUCAAGAAUCCUAAAAGGAAAGACAUCACCUGAGCCAGAGGCAGAGGAAGAAUUUGGGGAGCUGGGAAGAGAGGCGGUAGAAAAAGAGCUGUUAACAGGGGCUGAAGGAUCCCUGAAGAGGAAAUCGGCACUCUCUUCAUUCAAGUUACCAAGCCUCACGUCAAAGGAGAAAGCACCUUCGUUCACGGAGGAGCUCAUCGACCAGGCUGCUGCCGUUGGACAGUGCGUGACGCUGUCGUGCCGGACAGCAGCCCAGUCCUCCCUGCACGUCAACUGGUUCAGAGAUGGGAUACCUGUUCACAGCAGCAGUCGGAUCCUCAUCUCGGCCACGCUCAAAAACUUCCAACUCUUAACUAUUCUCUCUGUCAAUGCUGAUGAUUUUGGUAUUUACACCUGUGUGGCCACGAACUCCGCGGGCUCAGCAUCUACUUCUUGUGUGAUAAGAAAAGCAG